AUGGCAUGUGCCAUUGACAAGACAGAAGCUCCGUCUCAGCCCAGCCAAGUGAAAUUGUUUGUGACAUCUUUCAGUGAUGAUUUCUACGCAGAAAGGGACAUGUUGAGGAAAGAGGUGUUGCCUGUUCUACGAUCAUGGUGUGAUAGCAAGAAGCUGACUAUUGUCGUCAAUUUCAUUAAAUGGGGAGGUCGGCAUCCUGAUCAGAGGAACGUAGCUGAGCUGGAGCGACUUCAGACCAACAUUGAGAAUUGCUACUUUUCUAGCAUUGUUCCUGUUUUUAUCAAUAUAACAAGCUCCUCUUUAGGUUGGGUGCCCUUGUGGGGAGAGUAUCCAGAAGAGGUUGUCGAGGACUAUCAGGAAGCUUAUGGGCUACUCUACGAAGACUUGGAGUUGUUAUCCUCAGCCUACAGAGAGGAUAAUUUGAAUUCAUUGUUCUUAAUAAGGGAUGACUCAUUCCAGACCAUUCUGUCAGAAGAGCAGAGGUCAUGUUUUGCAAGGAGUAGCUCAGCGUCAUUGAAAAUCUGUGGAGACAGUGAUAAAAUCUCCAACAAAUUUCCUACCCAUCGUGUGAUCAGCUAUACUGUGGAUUUUCUGGGUGUUGAUUAUAAACAGAAACCCAUCCUAAAGUUUCCUGAUGACCUUAAGAAAAAGAUCAUAGACUUCGUGGAACAUAGAAUAGCCUGUGAUUAUUGUGGUGAGGAGCGGCCACUUGCCAACCAUCCAGACGACAUUGCCAAAGCUGCCCAUCUUGAUUUCUUGCUGUCCAAAGGGAGCUGUGUCUUUGGCCGAGAUAGUAUUGUUGCAAAGAUUGAAAAUUAUAUUAUGAGAGAAGAACGAGACGUGCCCCUUAUAAUCCUUGGGGCAUCAGGAUGUGGUAAAACUUCUGUGAUGUGUUUAGCUGCAAAGACUAUUUUAAACAAGGCAGAAAGCGGUGAACUUCAAGCCUUUGGUGAUAAGGCGGGCAAAUGGAGAGUGUUUUACCACUUUGUGGGUGCCGUCCCAGGAUCCACAUCUCUUGAACACAUGCUGAAACGACUGCUGAGGGAAACAGGCAUGACCAAAAAGAACUCUAACUGUGCCAAAGAUUUGGACUCUGCUGCCCAGAUGUGCUGCAGCAUGUUGUCAAACUUGAACACCGAUCCGCUGAUUAUAUUCUUGGAUGCAGCUGAUCAGUUUUCCAAAGAACAUGGUGCAAGAAUCAUAAGCUGGGUGCCUAGAAAACUGGCUCCCCAGGUGCGGCUCAUUAUGGCCAUGGUCACCGAUACAGAAGUGCACAAAGCAUUGCAGAGUAGGGAAACUAAACCUCUAGAGAUCACGGUCAUGUCUCUAGAUAAUUCUUCCAAACAGGGUAUUAUUGAAGAGAUUCUUCACAAGAACGGCAACAGCAAGCAGCUGUCCAGCCAGCAGAUGAAACGCCUUAUGAACAAGCCUUCCUCAGAGAACCCCUUGUGGCUGACACUGGCUUGUCAGGAGUUGAAGCUGGUCGAAGGUGAACAGAAGGUUACACUGAAGAUUGACAAGUUGCCUGACAGUUUAUUAAUGUUAUUUGAUGAAUUACUCCAUCGCCUGGAGACCGGACCAGAGGGGGAUCUGUUGGUGGGCACACUGUGUUUAUUGGAGACGUCUGCUGCAGGGCUCAAUGAAAUGGAACUGAGGCAGCUGCUGGCUGAUGAUACCUCCAUUAAACCUCCAUCACCAUUUGAAGAGAAAGAGGAAACAGAGGGUAGAGAAAAGGAUAAAAACAAAGAAAAAGAACUUCUCAGUCAAGACAGAUGGCAGCUGGUUUACCAAACACUUCAGCCAUUCCUUCGACCCUAUGGAGAUAGUAAAGAAGGGAGGUUGGACUUUUACCAUAGGGCUCUCAGCAAAGCUGUCAGGAAGAGAUAUUUGACUGUUAACUUUGAUGGUGACCAGGUAGAUGAUGAUGAAGAUGCUGAUGAUGAUUUAUCAGAAAAGUCAGAAAAAUCCAGCACCUACUUCUUCUGGCACACAAAACUGGCAGAGUUUUUCCACUACCACAGUGACGUGGCCAAAAUGGUAGAGGAAUAUCCUUACCAUCUGGCGUGUCUGGAUGACAAGUUUCACCUGGCUGAGUGUCUUUGUGAUUGGAGAAUAUUUGACCGAUUGUACCAUGAGGAAUACAGCUCACAGUUAAUGGCGUACUGGAGGACGGUUGGUCCAAUCUCAGAAAUGAUUUCCAGCUAUGAGGCAGCACUGAAGAAAUUUGAGGAAGCCGACACAGCCAAUGAGGCUGCCGUUUCUCUCAGAUAUGAGAAAGUGUGCAGAGUGACCAUCCAGGCAGGAAAGCACCAAGAAGCCCUGGAGUUGCUAAAAACUGCCAUGAAGAUUGAGGAGAAAGAACUUGGAGCACGGCCUCACAGAAUGGUUGAACUGUAUGCCCUGAUGUCUGAAAUUUACGAUGAGAAACUGAAGCUGAAUGACUUUGUCUCAAGAAGCCAGUUGCCAGAUUUAAGGAAAACUAUCCACUAUGCCAAAAAAUCCAUCCAUAUCAGGAAGACAUUGCCAGGUCCUUAUCACAAGUUUAAGCUGGGCAUGUCCCUCAUGAGGCUGGCUUUCAACAUGAAGAGCUGGGAUGCGUGUGGAGGUGGUACAGAGUUGUCUGGCCCUGAUGCAGUCACAGAGGGCAACAAAUACAUUGACCGGGCACUGAAGAUAUUCAUGGAGUUGAGUGAUAUGGGUCACUAUGCCGAAGCUUUAAUGACUAAAGGCGUCCUGGCCCCAAGGGGAAGUAUGGAGCAGUUGAAGCUGUAUAACCAAGCCAUGGAACUGUGUAUGCAGAUGUAUGGAGAACUCCAUAUUCUGACAUCUCGACUCUACAUCAACAUUGGCAUUGUGUAUGAAGAUAACAAAGAUUAUAAAAGAUCUUAUCAGUAUUUCAAGAAAUGGGCCCGUCUCAGUGAGGAAAUUAUGGGUCCUGACCACCCAAAAACACUUCGAGCCAAAGGUGUGCUGCGAGAGUCUCGCUACCGCCGCAUUGCCAUGGAGCUCGGCGAAUGGGUAGAAGACGAUGAACAGUUACAGGAGACUGAAGAAGAAGAAGAAAGAUCUGAAUCCUGUGAAAUGGAACACAGCUACGAUGACACUGUCAAUAACAUUCUGAUAGUCAGUCAGGAUGACACUUCCCUGGAAGCAGCUUUGGCCGGCACCCAGGCCGCUGGUGACAGCCUAUUCAGCAUAUCUGCGGCACAGCCAUCACUGGGUGCUUCACCUCCUCUUUUUAACAUUGUGCCACUUUUACCAAACUCUUACUUGGAAUCAGUCAGCUGCAGCAGUUCAGCUUCCAGUAUCUCUGAUCGACAUCGUAUUUCGGGAGAUUCUUGGCCACAGCAUGCUCGUCCAAGAGACACAUCCAGCUACCUGAGAUCACGUCUGGAGAGGUGUAAUGCAAUCCGGCGUUCGACCCCUACAGCGGAUAGAUCCAAUUUGUUGCAGCAGCUUGAGGGAUUGAGGCAACUAGACAGUCCCUAUGCAGUCAGCUCCACACUUUCUUACCUUGGUGGAUCUGACAGUAAUCAAAGAUCAACUGCUGAAAGCAGGAGUAGUGACUUAGUCUUCAGAUUUGACAACUUGUUGCGGGAGUUAACUUUCAACACACGAAGUGGCUCACACUCAGGGGUUCCCAACAUAGUUGAAGCCUUGCAUCAAGGCACGCGAUCUCAGGACGAUCAUCCCAGCUCGGCGACGCCCGUGUUUGACAAAAGUCUUGGUUGUGUUGGUCAUCAUUUCACUCCUACGGUAUCUGGAGUUUCUUCAGACAGUGUUAUCAGUGCUGCUAGGAGCAUGGGAACCACUCAAUGGGAGUCAGGCUUUCCACAUGCUGCAGAUAUAGAAUCUGCUGUUCGAGAACAUGAUUCCUUUAACAGAUUUGUAUCUCGGGGAAAUCCUUCUGCGGGUGGUGACCAAAGUGAAAACCGACUGGGUUUGACCCCAAAUAGCUCAGGUGACAGCAUCGGCCAGGUGUUUGCUAAUGGUUAUGUCCCAAGUGAUGAUGAGCGUGAAACUGAAGGAGACUCCGACCAUGAAGGACAUUCUGACAGUGAGAACUUUUAUGAUGAUAAUUUUGAAGAUUACGACGAACACUAUAUUAUCUCAGGGGAAGGCAACGUUGUUGCAGAUGAUUUUGCAGGGAAUGAAGAAGCGGAGCAGGAGAUUGUGGAGGUGGGCUCUGGUGAAGAAUUUGACAACAGGUUCGCAUCCGUGGAUUCUGGAAAUUCUAGGUUCAUUGACAGCAGUGUAGUUGACAACAGGUUCGCCAGUGAUGACGAAGGUGCCACUGGUGGGGAGGGUUCCAGUAGAAAUGUAUACUUGGGUACUACUGAUAACAGCAGUAGAAUAAGGCACCUGGACAAUAGGGACACUCUUGACACGUAA
Molecule: messenger RNA, 4392 nt
Organism: Candidula unifasciata
Lineage: Eukaryota; Metazoa; Mollusca; Gastropoda; Stylommatophora; Geomitridae
Source: the annotation of a GenBank genome assembly